Molecule: messenger RNA, 606 nt
Organism: Perkinsus marinus ATCC 50983
Lineage: Eukaryota; Perkinsozoa; Perkinsida; Perkinsidae
Exons: 3
Biological process (GO): wybutosine biosynthetic process
Molecular function (GO): 4 iron, 4 sulfur cluster binding
Source: RefSeq, a predicted model, not a curated record
GUGGACCGGCCUCUUUUCAAAGACUAUUGGGAGAGGCUGUUGGCGUCAUUGGAGGCAGCGGCUGAGAAGGGGGAUAGUCAAAGGAAAGUGGCGAGAUUGACGUUACUGAAGGAUGUUAAUGAUGAGGACAUAUUUGGCUACGCCAAGUUGAUCGAUUUGAUGAAGGCUGAUUUCAUAGAGGUGAAAGGGGCGACCUACGCUGGAUGGGAUCGGGAUGCUACGGGAUUAACGAUGGCCAACUGUCCGUAUUUCGAUGAUAUCAUCAAUUUCGCACAGAAAAUAGAAUGCGAGUUGGGUGGGGAGUAUGCCCUGUUGGCCGUGCAUGAGCACAGCUGUAGUGCCCUGUUGGUGCGGCGAGGGCUGCAGGAAGCGGUGUGGAUUGACUUUGAUAAAUUCAAUGAGUUUGUUGUUGAUCAUUACGAUAAGGAGGAGUCGUCGUUGUUGAUGCGAGUGCCGUUUAGCGAGUAUUCCCGAGCCCUUCCUGAUUGGGCUCAGUCGACGUCUGCAAGUCUGGGCAUGGAUCCUCAUCACACGCGUGUAACUGAGCUCACUGUGGAGCAGUUGGAAGCUAGAGAAAACGCCAAAGCGGCGUUACAACGUUUCUGA